This is a messenger RNA of Melospiza melodia melodia, 1460 nucleotides long. It is a transcript of the gene SLC30A6, whose product is annotated as solute carrier family 30 member 6. Bases 57 to 1439 code for a protein of 460 amino acids. Lineage: Eukaryota; Metazoa; Chordata; Aves; Passeriformes; Passerellidae. The record is from RefSeq and is a predicted model, not a curated record. Gene Ontology annotation, cellular component: Golgi apparatus; membrane. The transcript is spliced from 14 exons. Gene Ontology annotation, molecular function: monoatomic cation transmembrane transporter activity. Gene Ontology annotation, biological process: transmembrane transport; zinc ion transport.
CUCUCCCGCCCCUUCCGGCCUCGCAUGGCGCCGUCUCUUCCGCUGCGGGGAGUAAUAUGGGGACAAUACACCUGUUCCGCAAAUCACAGAGAUCAUUGGUUGGAAAGUUAACACAUGAAUUUAGGUUGGUUGCAGCAGACAGAAGGUCCUGGAAGAUUUUACUGUUUGGUGCUAUAAAUUUAAUAUGUAUUGGCUUCCUGCUCAUGUGGUGCAGCUCUACAAACAGCAUAGCUUUAACUGCUUACACAUAUUUGACAAUCUUUGACCUUUUCAGUUUGAUAACAUGUCUAAUAAGCUACUGGGUAAUGAUGAAGAAACCCAGCCCAAUCUAUUCAUUUGGGUUUGAAAGGUUUGAAGUUCUAGCUGUAUUUGCAUCUACAGUUCUGGCACAGCUUGGUGCUCUUUUUAUACUGAAAGAAAGUGCGGAGCGGUUUCUGGAGCAGCCUGAGAUACACACGGGACGACUGCUGGUUGGUACUUUCGUGGCUCUCUUUUUCAACUUAUUUACAAUGCUUUCCAUUAAGAAUAAGCCUUUUGCUUAUGUCUCUGAAGCUGCCAGCACAAGUUGGCUUCAGGAACAUGUUGCAGAUCUUAGUAGAAGUAUUUGUGGAAUCAUCCCAGGACUGAGUAGCAUAUUUCUGCCACGGAUGAACCCUUUUGUCUUGAUUGAUAUUGCUGGAGCUCUGGCUCUUUGCAUUACAUACAUGCUCAUUGAAAUCAACAACUAUUUUGCUGUGGACACAGCCUCUGCUAUAGCAAUUGCUUUGAUGACAUUUGGUACCAUGUAUCCCAUGAGUGUCUACAGUGGGAAAGUUCUACUCCAGACAACCCCACCUCAUGUGAUUGGCCAGUUAGAUAAACUUCUUAGAGAGGUUUCAACUUUGGAUGGUGUGUUGGAAGUUCGAAAUGAGCAUUUCUGGACGUUAGGUUUUGGCACUUUGGCUGGAUCGGUCCAUGUCCGAAUUCGGAGAGAUGCAAAUGAGCAAAUGGUCCUUGCCCAUGUCACUAACAGAUUAUACACAUUGGUCUCUACCUUGACUGUUCAGAUUUUCAAAGAUGACUGGAUCAGACCUACCUUAUCAUCUGUGCCUAUUGCAAACAACAUUCUGAACCUUUCGGAUCAUCACGUUAUUCCAAUGCCGUCUUUGAAAGCUGCUGACAAUUUGAGCCCUGUUACCUCCACUCCAGCUAAGCCCAGCAGCCCACCACCAGAAUUUUCUUUUAACACACCAGGCAAAAAUGUGAGUCCAGUCAUCCUUCUAAAUACUCAGACAAAGCCCUAUGGAUUGGGCUUUAAUCAUGGAUCUGCACCCUACAGCAGUGUACUCAGUCAAGGACUUGGAAUACCAGGAAUUGGAGCAGCUCAAGGAUUCAGAACUGGUUUUGCAAAUGUCCCAGGCAGAUAUGGAACAAACACUCGUGGUCAGCCCCGACCGUAAUAAACACCAUUAUUUAUUAUA